Haliotis rubra (blacklip abalone) is the source of this 1065-nucleotide messenger RNA. RefSeq lists its product as uncharacterized. Gene Ontology annotation, molecular function: tumor necrosis factor receptor binding. The transcript has 6 exons. NCBI's taxonomy places the organism in Eukaryota, Metazoa, Mollusca, Gastropoda, Lepetellida, Haliotidae. Bases 74 to 595 code for a protein of 173 amino acids. Gene Ontology annotation, biological process: immune response. The record is from RefSeq and is a predicted model, not a curated record. Gene Ontology annotation, cellular component: membrane.
GCAAAUAUAUCGGGGAUAAAAGCAAGAUUUAUAUCAACCUCUUCAUUGUGAAUAACACGACGUUUCGGAGUGUAUGCUUGCUCCUUCAUCGGUGGACUGCCUUGAUGUGUGUCACGGUGGUGAAAGGAGAAGUGUCAAAGUCGUCUUCGGUGUGAUACUUCUCUUGAACACUGUUGCUGGUAUUAUUGCCGUCGUCGCCAUCGUUUACAGUGCAACAUCACCGGGAACAGCACGGAAUAACCCAGCGUUGAAUGUAGCCUGGGAUGAGGCAUACAGGGGGUUGGAACUAUCGAACCAGGAACAGCCGCAAGGUACAUGUCGAAGACGCUCUAUCAGAUCUUCAGUUCCUCAAUCUACUGAAGCCAGUGUCACAUUUCAGAUCUUCAGUUCAGGGCUGGAUUUCGAUACAAGAACAGCAGUGCAACCUGGUUCUCUCUCAGCAAUGAGGAACUGGGCCAACCCUGAUGGUUCUGACAGAAAGCUCCUGUACAAUGGAAUGCGUUACAAGAACGGCUCCAUCACAGUACCAGCACCAGGAGUGUACCACAUCACAAGUCACGCCAAGUUCUACAUCGAGGGACAACAGGAAGGAUGACAAGUCACUCCAGACAUUCCAGCACCAGGUUGUCCGCUAUAGUGCCUCCAGCCAGACGCAGGUCGUGGUUGUUUGAGAAUGCUGUGACUGAGUGUAGAGAGGGUAUCAACGACGGAGCUCACCUGGAAUACCCGAGUGAUGCUGGUGGACUGGCUCAGUUGGAUGCUGGAGAUCAGGUGAUGGUGAAAGUAUCACAUUUACAGACGCUGAAGCAUGAUCGUGACUGGCACUAUUUUAAUGUGAAUAUAUUAUAGCGGGAAGUGUGAGUGUCAGUACCACUUAAUGGUGAUGUGACUGGCACUGUUUUGAUGUACAUAUUGUAUAGAGAGAAGUGUGAGUGUCAGUACUACUUAAUGGUGAUGUGACUGGCACUGAUUUGAUGUACAUUUUGUAUAGUAUGACAAGAAAUUAUUGAGAAUUUUAGGAAUAUGUUUAAUCGGAUUUCUAGUAUAAACAACCUUGACCAGCUA